Messenger RNA from Lodderomyces jiufengensis, 642 nucleotides. RefSeq lists its product as uncharacterized. The transcript has a single exon. NCBI's taxonomy places the organism in Eukaryota, Fungi, Ascomycota, Pichiomycetes, Serinales, Debaryomycetaceae. The record is from RefSeq and is a predicted model, not a curated record. The coding region runs from base 1 to 642 and encodes 213 amino acids.
AUGUUCAAAUCACCAUAUUUACAAACCAUUUUCAAGAGAUCAUUUACACAAUUAAAACAACAAUCUUCAAUUAGAUCAUAUUCAAUAAAUAAUAAAUUUAUAGCUACCAAUUAUUUCCCCAAAUUUCAUACAAAUACAUCAUCAUCAUCAAUUGUAUCAACCUUAAAGUCAUAUUCUCAAAAGUCACAAAAUUCAUCAAGUUUCAGUUUAUUAUUAGCAAGUACUGGUGCAACGUUUUUAAUUUUAUCAUCAUUUUCCAAAAAUUUAUUUAUAAAUAAUGAUUCAGCAACUAUUUUACCAAGACAACAAAUCUCAAGUGAUGUUAAAGUAAAUAAAACAACAGGAAAAGUAGAAAGUAGAUUUGGUGGAAAUUUAAAUUACGAAGAAUUAACAAUUGGAUCAGUAACUGGAUUAUUUGUUGGAAUUAUAUUAGGUAAAUUAUCUCAAGUAUUUUUAUUUAUUUCUUUAAGUUCAUUUUUUUUAAUUGAAUUUUUAGAAAAUAGAAAGAUUAUUUCAAUACCUUGGACUUCAAUAAUUUCAAUUGGUUCAAAAAAAAUUGAUUUAAAACAAUUAAUUUUACAUAAUCCAAGUUUUAAAAUUUCAUUUAUUUUAAGUUUAAUUGUUGCUGCUUAUAAUGUUUAA